Molecule: messenger RNA, 2529 nt
Organism: Saccostrea echinata
Lineage: Eukaryota; Metazoa; Mollusca; Bivalvia; Ostreida; Ostreidae
Product: endoplasmic reticulum resident protein 44-like
Exons: 13
Coding region: 99-1397 (432 amino acids)
Source: RefSeq, a predicted model, not a curated record
AAAUAUAUCGUUACCUAUCUCGUCUGUCGCGAGAUUACACGCGUGCAUCGACUGUAUUCACUUCCGGUGAAUAUAUUUUGAUCGUGUGCAUGUAAAAUAUGCGUUAUCCAUACAGAAGUAAGCAUGCUUGGGGACCAGUGAACAUUUUAUUAACGAUCAGCCUUUUGAUUAAGGGGGCACUUAACGAUGUAAUAUCUCUGAAUGGUGCAAACAUUGGAAGUGUUAUAGGUUCAAAUGAGGUGGUGUUCAUUAACUUUUAUGCUGACUGGUGUAGAUUUAGUCAGAUUCUAGCUCCGGUCUUUGAAGAAGCAUCUAAUAAAGUAAAAGAUGAAUUUCCUACUCCAGGGAAAAUUGCUUUCGGCAAAGUAGAUUGUGAUUCAGAAUCUGAUAUAGCCAGCCAAUAUCAUAUAUCGAAAUAUCCAACACUUAAACUGGUUCGCAAUGGACAACUUAUUAAGAAAGAAUACAGAGGUCAAAGAUCUGUGGAUGCUUUGGUCCAGUUUGUCAAAGAUCAAGUCAGAGAUUCAGUUCAACAAAUUGACUCAUUGGAUAAAUUAGAUGAAUUAAAUGAAAAAAAGAGACACAUAAUUGGUUACUUUGCUGAUGUAAACUCUGAUAGUUAUAGGUUAUUUAAUAAAGUAGCAAGCACUUUACGUGAAGAUUGUGAAUUCCAUUCUGCAGUCGGACCAGUUUCUGAGCCAGAGAGAUCAAUGGGAGACAGAGUUGUUUACAGAGCACCUCAGACAACCCACCAGGAUAUUGCCUAUAUUGGUAGUCUGACAGAUUUUGAUGGUCUCUUGCACUGGGCUCAGCAAAACUGUGUGCCCCUGGUCAGGGAGAUUACAUUUGAUAAUGCUGAGGAAUUGACAGAAGAGGGAUUACCAUUUUUGAUUCUGUUCCAUCACCCAGAUGACAAAGACAUUGUUCAGAGAUUCUCUAAUGUUGUCCAACAACAGCUAAAGACUGAAAAAUCAUCUGUAAAUUUCCUGACUGCUGAUGGUUUGAAGUUUAAGCACCCUCUUCAUCAUCUUGGUAAAUCUGAGUCAGACCUUCCUGUCUUAGCGAUUGACAGUUUCCGUCACAUGUAUUUGUUCCCACAUGAUGUUAAAAAAGAUCUAGAAACACCAGGGUUUUUGUCCCAGUUCAUAGCUGACCUACAUUCAGGAAAACUUCAUAGAGAAUUCCACCAUGGACCUGACCCCACAACUCCAUAUCCUACUCCCCCGCCCCCUGGGUCUGAUAAUGCUGAAGAGAAACAGGAACAAAAAACUGACCAUAUCCCCCACGAUGUCAACAGAGACAAUGCCCCCAAACAGCCUACAUCCCCUCCCGAGUCAACCUUCAGGAAACUUGCCCCCUCUAGAAAUAGAUAUACGAUUUUGAGGGAUGAGUUAUGAUGAAGUUCUUAGGAGUGAAAUUAUUUCGUUUUUUAAGGAUCAGUUAUCAAAAACAAUGCCAUUUUAAAUCAAUACUGGACAAGUACACAAAAAGAAUUCAUUUUUUUUUUGUCCAACCAUAAGCAAGACUCUGUUAAAUACAUUGUACAAGUGGAUGUACAGUGUAAAUGAAUUUGCUAAACUGAUCUCACGUAAUCAUUGCUGUUGAGUUCAUGUAUGGGAUGCUUUCCUGUGACAAGGAAUUAAGAAUGAAGAUAUUUUUUGUUUCAUCAUGUUAAAUUAAAUUGUAGUUAAUCUUUUCUACAUGUAUAAUAGUCUAGGUUGAGGAGGGAGUUUAUUAGAAUUUUUUGGUCAGGUUUUGCUUUUAUAAUCCUGAUAUGUGCAGAGAUUUUUGAAUCUUGUUUCUUAUUUAAUUUUCAAUGCUGUCCAUCCAUAUCCAAUACUUGUUUCAUACAUUACAAAUUUACAUGUACGUGUAUGUAGACUGUAUAAUAAGUAAUACUGUUUUAAGUGAUCAUUAAGUAGGAUAUAGGAAAUAUACAUGUUAUGUCUGUGAAAGUGUGUCUUUUGCAACAUGUACACUGUCCAUUUUCAAGGUACUGUAACAGAAAAAAAAUACCAAAUUAUUAUGUGUAAAACUAUUCAGCUUGUUGGUAUUGGUCGUUUGCAUUUCCUUUUUAUGCACCAGUUGAUAUGUCACAGAGUUUUGAAUUUAAUAUGUACAUCUUUUAAUCAUUAUUUUUUCCUCCAUACAAUUUUUCAUAUUAUAUAUUUCUCAGUCAAUUUGUAUCAAGGUUUGAUAAAAAUUGCCUGCUUCAAACAACAGAAAAUCCACUUUCAUUCUAAGCACUGUAAACAGAAAAGGUGGACUGAGUAAAAUUUUCACCAACUUUUAGUAAAACAUCUCUGCCAAACUAUUCAAGAUUUUAAACAAAGUUUACUUACAGUAAAUAAGUACAAAUUUACUGAAACUUCAUCAGAUGUUACAUUUUGAAUCAUAAAUACAAAUUACAAUGUACAUGUAUGUUAAAUGUAUGCCCCUUUAUGUGGGUGAAAUCAUUUUUUAACUUUGUUCAUUUUUUUAAAUUAUAUUUAAAGAAUGUCAAAUGACAUAAUAAAAUAUUUUCUGAAA